AUGGCGGCAGAGACGACAGAAACGCCUCGGCGGCGGCUUCUCAACAGCUCCGCAAAUGUCGGCGCCGAUGGCGGCGUCGGUAGCGCGGCCUGGGGCGCCGCUGACCCUAUCCCCGCGCGCCGCGCCGCGAGUUCCCGGUGUAAAAAGGACCGCGAAUCGCGGCGGAAGCGCGGGUCGUGGACGGCGGAGGAAGACGCGGAGCUGCGCGCUUACGUGGCAAAGUACGGCGUGGGGAAUUGGAAGCACGUGGCGGAGGCGACGCCUGCGUUGAAACGCGACGCGCAGAGCUGCCGUCUGCGGUGGUCCAGCUACCUUGACCCUAAGAGAUGCCGGUCCAGUCCUAAGGUACGCGUCGCGGCGCUUCGGCUGAGAGCGUCCGGAAAAUUGGGUAAGGGUGAGGGGAAAAGGGGGAUCGGCGCUACCCCACCCUCCCCUUUUUUCUUCCCCCGCCCCUCUCCCUCUCUCCCCCCCUCCCUCCCCCCCCCCCCCCCCCCCCCCCCCCGCUCUCCUCUUUCCCCCCUUCUCUUCCGCCCCUCCCCCCCCAAUGCAGGUCAACCCAUUUCACGCCAGAAGAAGACGCACUUUUGCUCGCGAGCGUUGCACGGCGAAACCAAGUGGGCCGCCUUUGAGUCGGCUCGGCAAUCGCUCGUUCCCCCCCUCUCUUUCCCCCCCUCACCCCCUUUCCUUCCCCCAAUGCAGGUCAGCCGCGCGCCAUUCACGCCAGAAGAAGACGCAAUACUGCUCGCGAGCGUGGCAUGGGGCUCCCACUGCGAAACCAAGUCAGCCGUGCGCCCUUCACACCAGAAGAAGACGCAAAACUGCUCGCGAGCGUUGCAUGGGGCUCCCACGGCGAAACCAAGUAUUACUGGCUCAGGUGCUGUUUCUGGUGCUGUCUCAGGUACUGCCUCAGGUGCAGCCUCAGGUGCUGCUGCUCCAUUUGCCGCUGCAGCUUCUACCGAUCCUUCAGCCGUUGCUGCGUUCAUCCUGACCCUCCAAUCCGCAAUCAACGGCCUUUCUCAAUCCCCAUCUUCAGCCAACCAAUCAGACACAUCCACCCGUAAAUGUGCUUCCAUUUCUGGUGCUGCAGCCCCUGCGGGUGCUUCCCUUGCUUCUGCUACAGCCCCUGCUGCUGCUGCUCCCUCAGCUGUUGCUGCGUUCAUCCUGACCCUCCAAUCUGCAAUCAACGGCCUUCCUCAACCUUCCACUAGCGCCGCCACCCGUCACCUUUCCACCCUCCGUUCAGACCCCUCACCCCCUGCACGUGCUCCCCUUCUUGCUACUACUACAACCCCUACUGCUGCUACAGCCCCUGCUGCUACUCCCUCAGCUGCGUUCAUCCUGACCCUCCAAUCCGUAAUCAACGGCCUUCCUCAACCAUCCUCUAGCGUCGCCACCCGUCACCUUUCCACCCUCCGUUCAGACCCCUCACCCCCUGCACGUGCUUCCCCUGCUGCCGCUGCUGCUACUGCUACAGAUCCCGCUGCUGCUGCUGCUGCUGCUGCUGCUGCUGCUACAGCCCCUGCUGCUGCUGCUACUGCUGCUGCUGCAACUGCUACUCCCUCGACUGUCGCUGCGUUCAUCCAGACCCUUCAAUCCGCAAUCAACGCCCCCCCUCAAACCCCGUACUCAGGCAUCUGCUCAGAACCUUCCGCCUCUGCACGUGAUGCUGCUGCUACUCCCUCAACUGUCGUUGCGUUCAUCCAGGCCCUUCAAUCUGCAAUCAACGGCCGUGAUCAUCCCUCCAAUUCAACAACCACCCUUCAAUAUCCCACCACCCAUGUGAAUGCACCCUUCCGCCUUUCCACGACCCUUCAGAAAGCCACCCAACCGGAUUCAACCGUUUUUAGACGUGCCUCGGCGCAACUGCUGGGCUCCAGCCUGGGUUUCAGCACCGAUUUCAAACGACCCAACACCGCUCUGCUGCCACCCACCACCGCUCGGUUACCACUCACCACCGCUCUGCCUCGACCGAACACUGCGCCAGCAUCAGCAGCAUCAGCAUUAGAGCUUCCUCUCUUCCCAGUUUCUUCCAGCAGGAAAAGUGACUUCAAAUCACAGGCUUCUGACCUUAGUCUAGCCCUUUCCCUCCAGCCCCCUACACAUGCUUCCAACGCACAUGCCUCUGCUGCUGCUGCUGCUGCUGCUGCUGCUGCUGCUGCUGCUGCUGCUGCUGCUGCGAUUCCUGCUGCUGCUGCUGCUGUUCCUGCUGCUGCAGCAGCUUCUGAUGCUGACGCCACUACCACUACCCCUGCUGCUGCGGCUGCUGCUGCUGGCGCCACUGCUGCUGCUGAAAAGCCAGGGGCAUCAGUGAGUUAUGAGCCGAACAGAAAUAAUUUUGAGACGUCUCAAAAGGCAUCAGUGAGUUAUGAGCCAAACAAAAAUACGCUGGGAGGGGUGAAUGCUAUGCCAUCAACAGUUAAAGGGGCAGACAUGCUGCUACGAUCCAAGAGCGGCAAUGGGUGGAUAAUGAAGCGUGCUUAUAGCGAGGCUUUUGAGCCUGAGGCUGCGGAAGCCGACGCAUCUGAUCCCAACGCUGCUGACGUGGCACACGAAUUGCUGAGAAGCAAGGCACGGCAAGAUAGAAUGCAGAUGCAGGAAGAGGUGGGGUCGCUGCUGGAAAAGCGAAGGAGGCAGCAGCAAGCACAAGAGGUGCAGUGGGAGAACGAAAAAAAGCUGCUGCUCUGUGUGAAGCAGGAGGGGAGGGAGGAGGGGAGGGAGGAGGGGAAGGAGGGGAGAGAGGAGGGGAGGGAGGAGGGGAAGGAGGGGAGAGAGGAGGGGAGGGAGGAAGGGAGAGAGAUCUUCUCUUCUGGAUCGCGGACAGCGUUGAGACUGGCGGAAACGGCGGCAGGGGCGGGGUCAGCGGAACCGACCGCGGAAGGGGUGAGGAUGGCGGAAGCGGCGGAGACGGGAAUGGCGGAAGCGACGGUGACGGGAGUGGCAGCAGCUCCUUCCGCGGGGGUCACCACGAUUGGUCCAGCAGAGGCAUCGUCAGCCGUCGAUUUCUUGAUGUUGAUCCAGCCGCUAAAGACACUGAAAAGGACAGGGUGGGUGAAGCGGGGAGUGCAGGGGCCAGAGUCGAUCGGCGACCACAUGCAUCGUAUGGCUUUAAUGGCGUUCGUGCUGAGUGGUGUUGAAGGGAUUGACAGAGAGAGAUGCAUCAAGAUGGCAAUUGUGCAUGACGUAGCAGAAGCAAUAGCGGGUGACAUCACGCCGUCGUGUGGAGUGGGCAAGGAGGAGAAGCACCAAAUGGAGAGGGAGGCGCUGGGGCAGAUGUGUGCCGCCCUAGGACCAAACCACAAGGCAGCAGCUGAGAUGCUCGCUCUGUGGGAGGAGUAUGAAGCGAAUGAGACAAACGAGGCUCGACUAGUAAAGGACUUUGAUAAGCUGGAGAUGAUUUUGCAAGCACAUGAGUACGAGCAAGGUGUCCCUGUCCCAAUGUCUAUUGGUCGCGGGGGGACGUCCUCUCCCUCUCUUUCUACCCUUUCCGCUGCCGCGUCUCCCACUGCUGCGCCUGCCAGUGUCCUUCGCACCCCCUCCCUCCACCCAUGGGGAUGGCAGGGCCUAAGGGUCCCAGGAAGGAUAGAGCUAGGGAGAGGGAUGGGGUUACAUCCGGGCACAGGAUUGGCAGGAGGAUUUCAGGGCACAGGUGCAGCAGGAGCAGGAGCGGGUGUUGGAAGGGGUAGAGGGUUUAGAAGAGCUGGUUCCUUGGGUGUAGUUUCGGCGGUUUCUGGGGCAGGUACAUCUGGGGGAGGGGGGGACUCGUCUGGGUCCACGUCACAGUGGAAGGCAGGAGGGACGGCCGGUAGCAGCAAAUCGAAAGCUGCCAGCUCAGCAUCAGGCGCUCCAGGGAAAGCAGCAGGGGGAGCGAAGAAGGCGAAAGCGGCGAAGAAACGGUCACAGGGCACGUCAGCACCUGCUGACGUGGAUAAAGAUUGGGAUCCAAUCACUGAGUUACUAGAGCGAGUGCCGAACCGGGUGGAGCCGCAGGUUCGGGUAAACGGGCAGCUGAUGUCUCUCCAGGAGGCGGAGGCUCGGGCCGUACCUGCGCCGAUCCGAGCCUUAAACGCUCUAGAGCAAGGAGUUGAAAGCGCUCGUGAGGCGGCCUUGGGAAAGCUGGCGGAGGUUCUAGGAGGGGUGGAUAAGGAGGUGAUUAUAGAGGAAGGGAGUGAAGACGAGGGGUUGGCAGCAGAGGGAAGGGAAGGAAAGGAAGGGAAACAGUCUCAACAGGGACUUUCCUCAGGCUCAGGUGCUGUCUCGUCCGCUGAUGCUACUCAGCCAGCGAAUCCCGUAUACCUGAAAGAUCUCCUGCGCGAGUUUAAGGGGGAGCUGGUGGUUCCGGAAGAGGCGUUCGCCCCGCGCGUGGUGGAAACCACCGCGUUUGAGCGCGCGCUGGCGGACGCUCCGCCCAUGAGCGCGGCGGAGUUUCUGGGUUUUGCGGAGAAGAGGCAGGUGAAGCUGGUGACGUCGCGCGGGUUGAAGAGGCGCGAUGGGAGGUUCGAGUACUGGGACGUGCUGGUGCAGCUGAAGGAGGUCCCGGGGGAGUCGGCCUUGCAGACCAAUACCUGGAGGCUCAAGGUGGACUCACAAUCCGUGCCGGCAGUUCUGGCUGCCUAUAAGGGUCCACAGAAGGAGGUGGAGACUGUGUACUCGACGUUUGUCGAGGUGCCAUCAGCUAAGCCCCUCCCAGCGGCGUCCACAAUCUCUGGGCGAAUCUUCCUGGAAUGUUCCAUCCUAGCAGCCAUCCUCCAAUCCUUCCUCUCCGCCCUCAUCGCUUCGUCCACCGCCGCCCUUCUCCUAGCCUCCUCCGCCGUACUCUUUAUAGUCCGAUCCGUUUUGUGGCCCCUGGCGAAGCCCCUUCUGACGCCUGUAGUCUGGGUUGUAGCGGCUGUAGCGAAGCAGAUAGCUGCAGUGCUUGCUGCCACGUGGGCCAGUCUGUUCGCUCCGGGCGGCAACAGCUUGUUUGGAUUCUUGCAGUUACAGCUGGCGGCGAUGUUUGGGAGCGGGGGGAUAGCGAGUGGGGUGACUGGCUCUGCUGCCACUGCGUCAGGAGAUGCCAUUACUGACGUGGCGGUUGACCUGGCGCGGGAUAUUUUUAUCGGGAAGCUGAAGAGUUCGGCGAAAGCGGUGGGGAUGAUGGUGUUUGUGGUGCUGUUUAUGGCCGCUGGGGCGAAGUUCACUCUCAACAGACGCACUAGGGAUUACACCAAGUGGGAUAUUUGGCAAGCCAUUGAAUUCGGCCAGUCCAAGCCGCAAGCUCGAGUGGAGGGCUCCACAGGAGUGAAGUUUGAGGAUGUGGCAGGCAUUGACGAGACCGUGCAGGAGUUACAGGAGCUCGUGGAAUAUCUCAAAGACCCGCAGCGAUUCAACCUCAUGGGAACCAAGCCGCCCCACGGCGUGCUGCUGGAAGGGCCUCCCGGCUGUGGCAAGACGCUUUUGGCUAAGGCCAUAGCAGGCGAGGCGGGGGUGCCAUUCUACCAGAUGGCGGGCUCUGAGUUUGCUGAGGUGCUGGUGGGAGUGGGGGCAGCUCGUGUGCGCGAUCUCUUCAAGCGAGCCAAGGUCAACAAGCCCGCGGUGGUCUUCAUUGAUGAAAUCGACGCCCUCGGUGCCGCCCGCUCCUCUGCAGGAGGGGAUGAAGGCGCAGAUGCGGGGGUCACGGAGAGAGAGACGACUCUCAACCAGCUGCUUAUCGAGCUGGACGGUUUUGACACCGGCCAGGGGGUGGUGUUUAUCGGCGCCACCAACCGCAUGGACAUGCUGGAUGCUGCCCUGCUCAGGCCAGGGCGAUUUGACAGAAAGAUCACCAUCGUGCCUCCGGGGUCCAAGGGCAGGGCGGAGGUGCUGCGGGUGCAUGCCAAGAAGGUCAAGAUGAGUCCCCAUGUGGACCUCGACACCAUCGCAAGCAACCUCGCAGGGUGGAGCGGGGCCCAGCUGGCGAAUCUGCUGCAGGAGGCGGCGCUGGUGGCGGUGAGGAGGGGGGCGGGGGAGAUAGAGGACGAGGAUCUCAACACGGCAGCGGACCGCCUCACCCUCGGCACUCCCCGGGAGCGAUGGGGGGCGGAGCAGGGGAAGCACCCGCUGCUGGUGCGGAGAAUGGCGGUGCACGAAGCGGGGCUGGCGUUGACGGCGCUGCUGCUGAUUGAGUAUGACGAUGCUCAGGUGGAGCCGCCGCAACGCCUCUCAAUCGUGCCCCGAGGCGAGACACCCUCGUGGACCGUAUUCAACCGCAUUGACGAUGAAGCGUACCUCUUUGAGAAGAGACGAACGCUGCUACACAGAUUGCAGGUGAUGCUGGGCGGCCGGGCGGCAGAGGAGGUGGUGUGGGGGCGGGACAGCAGCACGUACAGUCAGCGCCACAUGGCGGACGCUUCCUGGAUGGCGUACAAGUUUGUCUCCAUAUGGCACAUGGCAGGGAAGGUGCUCCCCCGGGGCAUCCCCCCUGCCUGGAAGCGUCGCAGCACUGCCAGCGGCCCCUCGCUGGGCUUCGAGGGGAGUCUCUACGCCGACUAUGGGUUCACAGGGGGGAAGAUCAGCGACCAUGCUGAUGACGUGGCGGCUGACAUGGCGCAUGCCCUGCUGGACGAAGCAUAUGCUGCCACGUGGCAGCUGCUGGCGGAUCACAAGGCGGCCCUGGUCAAGGCAGUCAAUGUGCUAAUGGCGAAGGGAGAAAUCCAAGGAUCGGAUCUGGAUAUUAUCCUGGACGCCUACCCUGCAGGAACACCUGUUCAGGUGGUUGAAACAGAGGCGGCACCUGGGAAACUACCUGAAGCCUUUGCAGGGCAUUCGGGGGACACAGAGAGCGAGGGAGAGGAGGAGGAUGGAAGGAGGAGGAGGAGGAGGGAGGAGGGGGUGGAGGUGAGGAAAUUGGAAGGGCAGUUUAGGAGUGAGUUGGGAGGGAUAUUAGAAGAAAAGGGGAAGGAGAAGGUAGGGGAGGAAGGGGAGGGAGUGAGGGGUGCUGAGGUUUCUGGGGAGGAGGAUGGGGUGGGGAAGGAUAAGGAGGAGGAAAGAAAGGUGGAGGGACUAAGUUCUGAGGCUUCAGAGGGGGAGAGAGAGGAUGGGGAUGAUGAGGAGUGGGGGGAAGAAGAAUCAGAUGAAGACGAGGAUGAGAGGUUGAUUCUGGAAGCUAUGGAUAGGAAGGCAGGAGCGGUUGGAGGGAGUGGAGAGGAAGGGAGUGGGUUGGAGAAGAGUGGUGAGGGGCGAGAUGGGGAAGAAGUGAAGGCAGCUGAGUCUCAAACAGUUGAGAGGAGUGCAAAGGUUGCUGGUCUAGGAGCAGUCUCAGGAGAGGGUUUAGGAGGAGGGGACACUUCAGAAGUUAAGGCCAUUGCAAAGAAGACACACGCUGAGGGGGUUGUGAGUGAGGAAGAAGCAGGACGAGCUUCUCCCCCUGUUGUUGCCGCUACAACCCCUGUUGCUGCCGCUACUCCAUCUGUCGCUGCCGCCACAGCCCCAGUCGCAAGUAAUGUGGUUUCUAUUGCUGAGGAGGUAGGUCUGCAGGCACCGUCAGGGACGGUGGCAGGAGCAGGGAAAGCAGCAGGGGAUGUACUGGUAUCAAAAGCAAAGAGGCGGAAAGGCGAUGAAAAGCUUGGAGCAGGUGCUGGUGGUGCGGGUGAGAAAGGGGAUGGUCUUAGUUUGGUGAGGCCUAAUGGGAAGCAGACAGGGGAGUAG
Messenger RNA from Closterium sp. Naga37s-1, 7662 nucleotides. NCBI's taxonomy places the organism in Eukaryota, Viridiplantae, Streptophyta, Zygnematophyceae, Desmidiales, Closteriaceae. The record is from the annotation of a GenBank genome assembly.